GAGGGGUCGUGGUGGAGUUACUGGACGGAGACAAUGGCCAGGUCGCUGUCCGUUCCCUGGCUGCCCCCGCACGACCCGGGGACGCCGGCGCUGUCGGUGGUGGACAUGCACACGGGCGGCGAGCCCCUGCGCAUCGUGCUGGCGGGGUGUCCAGAGGUGGUCGGCCCCACUUUGCUGGACAAGCGGCGCUACAUGCGCCAGCACCUUGACCACUUGCGGCGACGGCUCAUGUUCGAGCCCCGAGGGCACCGGGACAUGUACGGGGCCGUCCUAGUGCCGAGCGAGCUGCCCGAGGCGCACCUGGGCGUCCUGUUCCUGCACAACGAGGGCUACAGCUCCAUGUGCGGCCACGCCGUGCUGGCGCUGGGCCGCUUCGCUGUGGACUUCGGGCUGGUGCCGCCACCCCCCGCCGGCACCCGUGAGGCCCGCGUCAACAUCCACUGCCCCUGCGGGCUGGUGACCGCCUUCGUGGCGUGUGAGGGCGGCCGCAGCCGCGGCCCGGUGCGCUUCCACAGCGUCCCCGCCUUCGUGCUGGCCACAGAUCUCACGGUGGAGGUUCCCGGACAUGGAAAUGUGGUGGUGGACAUUGCAUAUGGUGGCGCAUUUUAUGCGUUCGUUAGUGCUGAAAAGUUAGGACUCGACAUUUGUUCUGCAAAGACGAGGGACCUUGUGGAUGCGGCGAGUGCAGUGACAGAAGCAGUGAAAGCUCAGUUUAAAAUUAAUUAUCCUGAUAGUGAAGACUUUGCCUUUCUAUAUGGAACGAUAUUAACAGAUGGAAAAGACUCUUAUAGUGAGGAACCAACUACCAACAUCUGUGUGUUUGCAGAUGAACAGGUUGACAGAAGUCCUACUGGCUCAGGAGUGACAGCCCGAAUUGCCUUACAAUAUCACAAAGGGCUUCUAGAACUGAACCAGACCAGGGCCUUUAAAAGCAGCACAACUGGCUCAGUGUUCACAGGGAAUGCUGUGAGAGAAACAAAGUGUGGUGAUUUUAAAGCUGUUGUAGUGGAAGUAUCGGGACAACCCCAUUACACGGGUACAGCAAGCUUUAUAGUAGAAGAUGAUGACCCGCUGAGGGAUGGAUUUCUUCUCAAGUGACUUCUUCCUUGACUUUUAAGGGCUUUCGUUUUAAAAUAAUUAUUAUCUAUAAGUAAUUUUUUCUGUAAAUUAUGUGAAAACCAAUAUCUACAUUACACAUAUAAGCUAACUUUCAUUCGUUCUCA
Cynocephalus volans (Philippine flying lemur) is the source of this 1223-nucleotide messenger RNA. It is a transcript of the gene L3HYPDH, whose product is annotated as trans-L-3-hydroxyproline dehydratase. NCBI's taxonomy places the organism in Eukaryota, Metazoa, Chordata, Mammalia, Dermoptera, Cynocephalidae. Gene Ontology annotation, molecular function: hydro-lyase activity. The record is from RefSeq and is a predicted model, not a curated record. The transcript is spliced from 5 exons. Bases 34 to 1098 code for a protein of 354 amino acids.